Messenger RNA from Planococcus citri (citrus mealybug), 1852 nucleotides. RefSeq names its product dnaJ homolog subfamily B member 12. Gene Ontology annotation, molecular function: Hsp70 protein binding. Gene Ontology annotation, cellular component: endoplasmic reticulum membrane. The transcript is spliced from 10 exons. Gene Ontology annotation, biological process: cellular response to misfolded protein. The coding region runs from base 128 to 1240 and encodes 370 amino acids. The record is from RefSeq and is a predicted model, not a curated record. NCBI's taxonomy places the organism in Eukaryota, Metazoa, Arthropoda, Insecta, Hemiptera, Pseudococcidae.
AUCUCUGAUGAUAAACAUAUGAUAAAAUGAUGAGAAUUUCGUGAAAAUAAUGAAGGUGUAGUGACUAGUGAAAUAUUUAUGACGAUUAUCUGUAUCAAUGUCUUGGUCGAUAUUCGUGCAAUAAAAUAUGGAAGUAAAUAAGGAUGAAGCAUUACGUUGUAUUGACAUAGCAGAACAAUAUAUCGGCGACGGUAAUCCUGAAAAAGCUUUGAAGUUCUUGGUAAAAGCUGAAAAACUAUAUUCCACAUCGAAAGCUCAGAAAUUAAUGGAAAACAUACGCAGUAAUCGAAGUACCGAUCAGAAUAAUAUGUCAGAACCGAGGAGAAGAACGACUUCUUCAUCGAAGGAGAAUACCAGACGAAGAGAAACCCCUGAAAGUUCAACGAACACGGAGUAUUCGGUCGAGCAAUUGAAACAAGUUCAAAGGAUAAAGAAAUGCAAAGAUUAUUACGAAAUUUUAAACGUUACCAAAGAAGCUACGGAUACAGAGAUUAAAAAAUCUUAUAAGAAAUUAGCCCUGCAAUUGCACCCGGAUAAGAAUAAAGCUCCCGGAGCUUCCGAAGCGUUUAAAGCUAUCGGUAACGCUGUAGCCAUCUUGACUGAUGUAGAGAAACGAAAACAGUACGAUUUAUAUGGAAAUAACGAUGAAAAAAUGAGUUUCCAAAGGCAUCACCAUAAUCACCAUUACCAAGAGUACACUCGAGGUUUCGAAGCUGAUAUGACGGCCGAGGAGUUAUUCAACAUGUUCUUCGGUACUGGGUUCUCGACCCAUCAGUCUAACGUAUUUAUGAGAAGGAACGGACGCUGGCAUAGGAACAACGAUGAAGAUACGUCACCUCAGUCCCAGCAUAACGGAGCAGCUGUAUUUAUUCAAUUGUUACCUAUACUGCUUCUGAUAGUCCUGUCAAUGCUGAGUAGCUUAUUCAUAUCGGACCCGGUUUUUAGUUUAUCGCCUAGUUCAAAAUACCCUAUAACGAGGCAUACGACUCGUCUGAACGUACCUUACUACGUGAAGGAGAACUUCCGUCCAGAUCCUCAUGGAGGAAUGACUCGACUCGAAGCUAAUAUAGAGGAAGAAUACGUAAACAAUUUGAGACAUAAUUGCUACAAAGAGAGAAAUCAUAAAGACGCGAUGAUUUGGCGAGCUCAAACAAUGGGUGACAAUGAUUUAAUAGCCAAGGCUAAAAACGUUCGUACUCCGUCUUGCGAAGAAUUCAUCAAAAUCGCAAAAGUAUACUAAAAAAAACGUGUCAGUAGGAAUCGAUUUACAUAAUUAUGUCGAGUAUUUUCCCAGCAGCUCUGUCUGCUUUUCGGUUUCAUUUUCCAUCUAGCUUUUUUGUUUUUCUAUUCUAUUUUAAAAUUCGCUACCUCUUUGAUCGAGUGCAUCGAGCGACCAAAGAUACUUUUUCUUAAUUGCUUCGACACGGUAUCGUUUUUUUUUUUUUUUUUACAUAAAGAAGCACGAUUUUAACGUAGAUUUUUUUUCAUCAUUCCUUACUAUUCGAACACGUACAAUACACGUAAAUUUAUAAUGUUUCGUUCGAUGAACAUUAAAAUUUUAGCUCCAAUUACCAUUAUAAUAUUGGUAAAAAGAUAAAGAAGGAUGAAUUGUAUUUUUUUUUAAGGUUUGGUUGUUGUUUUGUUAUUUUAUUAAGCUUGUAAUUGAAUACUUAUUAGUUAUUAUGUAUUUUUAUUUAUACCUAGUCCGUAUAUAUCUUCUCUGUUUCUCACACUUGUUUUUUUUCUUUUUGUAUCUGUGUACAUUGCUUAGGUAUAGUAAAUUAAAUCGCAUGUCCCGUUAUCAAUGUAGAAUAAUUAUUACCGAUUAUAUUUACGUGUUAAAUGGUUUAUA